Molecule: messenger RNA, 1605 nt
Organism: Vitis vinifera (wine grape)
Lineage: Eukaryota; Viridiplantae; Streptophyta; Magnoliopsida; Vitales; Vitaceae
Product: equilibrative nucleotide transporter 1
Exons: 2
Coding region: 161-1414 (417 amino acids)
Biological process (GO): nucleoside transmembrane transport
Cellular component (GO): plasma membrane
Molecular function (GO): nucleoside transmembrane transporter activity
Source: RefSeq, a predicted model, not a curated record
AUUAAUAAACGCCGGGCAAAUAUUAAUUGAUUGAUGGGUCGUGGAUGUAUAACCUGGCGGAGAUGGAUUAUAAAACGACACCGUUUGGAAAUAAUUGCCUUGCUUCAACAGCUACUGCUUCCCCGAAAAAAGGUGGAAGCAGGGUCAUCGGCAUCUUCUAAUGGGCAUCUCCGGCGAAGAUACCGAAUCUUCCCGCCUCCUCACCACUACCUCCACUGGAUCUCCUUGCAAGAUUCCUAAAGAUUCUUACCACUUUGCCUACAUCAUCUACUUUACCCUGGGCGCCGGUUUCCUCCUUCCCUGGAACGCCUUCAUCACCGCCGUCGAUUACUUCUCCUACCUCUAUCCAGAUGUCAGCGUCGAUCGCAUCUUCGCCGUCGUUUACAUGGUGGUCGCUCUCUUCUGCCUCCUCCUUAUUAUCGCCUACACCCACAAGUCAGACGCCUUCGUCCGCAUCAACAUCGGCAUGGCCAUCUUCAUCGUCGGUCUUCUCGUGGUUCCGAUAAUGGAUGUUGUGUACAUAAAGGGCCAGACAGGGCUCUAUUCGGGCUUUUAUGUGACUGUUGCGGCCGUUGGACUUUCGGGUUUGGGCGAUGCAUUGGUACAGGGCGGGGUCAUCGGGUCCGCCGGUGAGAUGCCGGAGCGGUACAUGCAAGCCGUCGUCGCCGGAACUGCAGCCUCCGGGGUGCUUGUUUCAUUUCUAAGGAUCUUCACCAAGGCUGUGUUUUCACAAGAUACCCAGGGCCUGAGAAGAAGUGCAAUCCUGUAUUUUUCAGUGAGUAUUGUCGUUAUGGCAGUAUGCAUUGUCUUUUACAAUGUGGCGCACAGGCUUCCAGUUAUUAAGUACUAUAGAAAUCUAAAGGCACAGGCAGUUAAUGAGGAGAAAGAAGAGAAAGGUUCCUUGACAGCAGCUGUAUGGGGAGCAACCUUAUGGGAUAUAUUAGGGAGAGUCAAGUGGUAUGGGUUUGGCAUCCUCCUCAUCUAUGUUGUCACUUUGUCAAUAUUUCCAGGAUAUAUCACAGAGGAUGUGCAUUCCAAGGUCCUCAAGGACUGGUACCCAAUCCUCCUCAUUGCUGGCUACAAUGUGUUUGACUUGGUUGGCAAGUCUCUAACAGCAGUAUACCUCCUUGAGAAUGCAAAGAUUGCAAUUAGCGCUUGCAUUGCAAGAUUAUUGUUUUAUCCUCUCUUCUUAGUUUGCUUGCAUGGCCCCGAAUUCUUCCGAACAGAGAUUCCGGUGACAGUACUGACUUGUCUUCUGGGACUUACCAAUGGCUACUUAACGAGUGUGUUGAUGAUUUUGGCUCCUAAAGCUGUCCAAUUACAGCAUGCUGAGACUGCAGGCAUUGUGAUUGUACUGUUCUUAGUUGUUGGCCUUGCUAUUGGUUCAAUUGUUGCUUGGUUCUGGGUCAUAUGAUAUUUAAUCAUCUUGUUUGGCAUUGAUUUCCCUCCAGACCUUCUGCGUGGUGGCAACCAAAAUUAGGAUUCAACAAUGAAUUGCCCUUCUGGUGGUGCAAAUCAACAAAACCUUGUAAUUUAUACAACAGUUAACACUAUUGUUUCUUUUGCAUUGUAUGGUGAAAUAUGCAGUUGUUGAAAGUUGAUCUA